AGUGACAAAGACAGAUUGAUCGCUACUGUCAUACUAAAUUGGCAAAUGUGAAAUAAAAAAGACGAUAAUCUUUUUAUUUAGUUUUUAACUCUCCGGAAGAAGUUCGUGGAAAAUCUUGAUAAACGAUCUGUGUUCUCAGCAAACUAUUGGGCUCAAACUGUUAUCUCCAGGAAGAGUGUUGCGUCUUCAACGUCUUAAAAUGAAGGUGUUGCUGGUGACGGCGGCGGUGAUGGUGCUGGCGGUGACGGGGGAGAACGAGGCCCCAGUCAUCUGCUCCAUGUGUGUCUUGACCUUCAGCCCUAUGAUGUCGACUGUACCACUACUGACAUGAGGAAGAUACCGGACAUGAGCCGCGACAACUUCACCAUCCCCUGGGAACUGGACUUCUCUAACAACCUCAUACAGGAAGUGACACAGUUUCCUCUCCUUCCCAACAUGGUGAAUCUUAUAUUCAGGAGGAACAACAUCAACAAGCUGUCAGACGAGGCCUUCAAGAACCUACCUGACCUAAAGAUCCUCAUCCUCCAGAACAACAACUUGACGGUUGACAGCCUAAACGAGAACGUCUUUAAAGGGAAAUACAACGACAGCUUCCUCGAGCCUCUAGCCCUGGAGGAGUUGGACCUAAGCUAUAACCAGAUCAGUAGCUUCAAGAGCCACACCCUGAAGCACCUGCCCUACCUGAAGCGGCUCUUCCUCUCCCACAACCCCAUUACGGACAUCUCCUGGGCCAUGGGAGCUGCCAUCAACGAGCUACACAACCUGAGGGAGCUCGACCUCUCCCAGACGGGGUUAAACCGACUACCAAACCACUUCUUGACCGAUCUCAGGAACCUGCAGGUACUGACACUGGCGGAGAACCGGUUCACGACGGUGCCCUCGGAGAUCAACUACGCUCGUAACCUCGUCCACCUCAACCUGAACGCCAACCCCAUCGUGAGCAUCAUGACGGGAGACUUCCAAGCGGGGUUGUCGACGCUACAGGAGCUGCAGAUGUGCGCUAUGCCCGACCUCAGGAACGUGGGGGCUCAGGCCUUCUCCAGUCUCUCGAGCCUGAAGGUGCUCCAGCUCUCAGACAACCCCCUGCUCUCAGUCAUUGACCGUAAAGCCUUCUACCCCGUAAUGGAUGACAAAUUGGCUCUUCAGGAGAUCCACAUCCAGAACAACAACUUGAUGGCACUGCCGGAGGACCUAGUGCCGUGGUUGAGACUCAAGUAUGUGGACAUCCAGAACAACCCCUGGAACUGUGACUGUCACUUCAAAUGGGUGGCGACCAAGCUCAUUCCAGACCUGGAGGCCAAAAACCCCGAUAGAACUCUCUCUAUUAUCUGCGCCGAGCCGAUAGAGGACCGCGGUAUGCCAGUCUCCGACCUCCUGAACCACUCCAUCAACUUCGAGUGCAUGGCGCCGCACCCCUUCGUGAAUAAUGAGGGACGGUACGGGGCGCUCAUCGUCAGUACCAUCGUCGUCGGGGUCAUCCUAAUGCUCACCGGCACCCUCAUCUUCUCCUACGUACUCUUCAAGAGAACCAGGAAUGGUCAGAUGUUUGGAGACACUAUCAAGUACCGUCGAGCUCACAAUGAGGACGAGGAAGCCACGAGCCAGACCGUCCACUCCUAGAACCACCUGGGGGCUGUCGUGAACCACCUGGGGCUGUCGCGAACCACCUGGGCUGUCGUGAAUCACCUGGGGGCUGUUGUGAAUCAUCUAGAAUCUUCAUGAACCACCUAUGGACGUCAUCAACCACACGGCAAAUUGUAAACCAUCCAAGGUAUCAUUGAACCAUCAAGGGACCAAAGUGAACCACCUUUGGAACCAGAUUACAAUGAACCUCCCUUAUGAGUAGACCAAAAUGAACCCCACUUAUGACCAGACCAAAAACGAACCCUUGCAGCCAGGAGUUAAACAAGAAUGCCUCAAUCGAUUGGUGUCACGCGGAUUCGGAUUAGUGACGAACACAUUAUUUUUGUUUGCGGAUUCGUUCUGUGGGUUUGUAGUCUUGUUUGUUGUGCCUCACUUGUUGUAUGAACGCACCCGAGAACCUGCUCAAAUGUCGCCGCGUCUGAAAUUUUCUUUUUGGGGGGAGAGGCCUGGGAGUGGGGGAAUGGGGGGAGUUGGGGGGGAGGGUGCGCGCGUUUGUUGUCACAUAAUUAAAUGAAGCUUCAGGUACCCCGAGCUUAUUUCACCUGAUAGUUGAACUACCUUAACGCUAACCUAAGCUAAUGUAAUAUAGGCGAAUUUUUAUUUAAAAUAAACUUGACCUGAUAUAAUUUAAUCCAAUCAAACCAAGCCUAACCUAACCUAACCUAACCUAACCUAACCUAACCUAACCUAACCUAACCUAACCUA
Messenger RNA from Homarus americanus (American lobster), 2349 nucleotides. Its product is annotated as leucine-rich repeat neuronal protein 1-like. Lineage: Eukaryota; Metazoa; Arthropoda; Malacostraca; Decapoda; Nephropidae. Bases 328 to 1620 code for a protein of 430 amino acids. Gene Ontology annotation, cellular component: extracellular matrix. The transcript has 10 exons. Gene Ontology annotation, molecular function: protein binding. The record is from RefSeq and is a predicted model, not a curated record.